Molecule: messenger RNA, 1701 nt
Organism: Symbiodinium sp. CCMP2592
Lineage: Eukaryota; Dinophyceae; Suessiales; Symbiodiniaceae
Source: the annotation of a GenBank genome assembly
AUGGCCAAGCCACCUGCGCCUGAGAAGCCGUGUGUAGCCGGUGCGAGCUCGUCUUUGAGGAUCUCUUGGAUCAUCCCAGACGUCGAGCCAGAAGUCACCGCAUCUUCACUGAAGCUUCGAAUACGGGGCGGUCACAGGCUUCAUGUUUAUGACCAUGGUACGUCCAAACUUGUUCCGAAGGGUGGAACUGCUAUUCCGGCGCCGAUCUGCGAAAUAACCGUAGACGGAUGCGAGGAAGGCCUCGAGUAUGAGGCUGUUCUCGCUGUGAUGAACAGCGAGGGCUGGAGUGAGCCAUCGCGGUUCAGCGAUCCUGGCUUCUUCGGAAGCCUCAAGCCGCGGGAGAAGCCGCCCAGACCGACGUCACCAACCCUCACGGCGCUGGGAAAAGGGAAGCUGCGAGUUUCUUGGGCGAUCCCGAGUGCGUGCCCACCGGUGGAAGCAACCCAGGUGCAGCUCACAGAUGUCGGAACAGGAAACAAGUGGCUUGUCGACGCAACUGGAGCUUUGGUGACCUCUGGCCGGACGACCUUCGCGGCCAGCCGAACAGAGGUUCACAUCAAAGAUGUUCAGGACUGCGUGGAAUAUGCAGCAGAAAUUUGCUGUCGCAACGCAGAGGGAUUUGGAGACUAUUCUAUGGCAAGUGAUAGUGUCGCCAACAUUGAUGCCAAGGGGCAAAUUGGUGGUAUGCAGCUUGUGAUCCAUGAGGGGGCCAGCACCGAGGUUCCAGUGAUGGUGCCUCAGGGUGAUGGCAAGAUGAAGGUGAAGUGGAAGCUUCCCGACGAGGCCAAACAGACUAUUGUCAAGCUUCGGCGUGUUGGCAACCAGAACUGGUAUCUCUGUACCGGCGGUGCCAUCGCCGCCCCAGCCUCUGAGACGAUAGCGACCGGCCUGGAGGAAGGCAUCGAGUACGAGGCCAUGGUGUCUUUUCUCAUCAACAACCGGUGGUGCUGCGAGUCCGCUAUCAGCAAGCCCGCCUGCAUAGGUGAACUGAAACUGCCUGCUCCUCCGACUCAGCCCAAGGAGCCGCGCCUUUAUGUCAUGGAUGUUGGUCAAGGUGUGAUGCGAGUGAAGUGGCAGUACAUGAGCUGCGUACCUCCGAUCACGGGAGCACUGGUACGUUUUCGAGCAGUCGGAGCGAGAAAGUGGCUGUUCGCACACCCCAGCAGUGGGGCCUUGAUAGAUGUGUCACCGGAGCAGGAACCGGAGCUGAUACCCUUUCCACAAUCGGAUGUGGACUUGCGGAACCUUCCGCUUGGCAUUCGCUUCGAAGCCUGUGUCGCUUUCAGGAACAAGCUUGGCACCGGGCCGUUCUCCAAGGAGAGCGACAUAGGGCACAUUGGCAUGCUGGCGGCCCGAGUGGUGAAGUGUACGUACUGCUUCACAGACUUCGACUUGCAAACCGCCGAGUACACCAGGGCUCUUGAGAACUUCUGGUGCCCACUCUGCCGCUUCAGGCACAUGGAUCCUUUCAAUGCGAUUAUCGAGCCAUCCGGCAUCCUGCGACAGCAUAUGUUCAUGCGACCGACCGUGACCUUCAAUCUGGACUUGCCUGAUUUGAAGGCUUGGAGAAAAGAGGAUCAAAGCAUCUUCUGCAGGUGCGUGAAGGUCAACAGCGACAUCACCUCUCAGGUCUGGCCGACCAAGCUGAUCAUGUCGGCGAAUGGCGCUGAGGUGUCGAUGGCACCCAUAGCCGAAAUCUAA